AUGUCUGAUGAAGAAAUAACAACAAAUAAUUCUAUGGACAUUGAUAUAGCUCCUGAUGAAUCUUCUUCUUCUCCUGUACCAGCAUCAUCAACUGCUAUACUUGAUAUUGGUAUUGGUGAUGAACAUAUUUCUGGUUCAGAUGAUGAAGAUCUUCAUGAACGACUAACAUCAAAAAGUUCAACACCCGACUCAACAACAAUUCCAAUUCCAAUUACUAAAAUACCUUCAACAACUCGUAAACAUCCAUUAACAAAAAAUAAAUCUUCAUUAGUUAAUUAUGAACGUGAUUCAGAUGAUGAUGAACAUACAGAUGAAGAAGACGAAGAAGAUAAUAAUAAUGAAGAACAAAAUGAUGAUGAUGAUCAAUCAAAUUCAAAUAGUGCUGGUAUAUUACAUGGUACUGGAGAAUCAGAUUCUAUUCCAAUGGAAUCUACGACAUAUACUGAACAAACAAUUGUUACAUCAGAUCUUUUAAAUGUUACACCUUUUAAACCAGACGAUGCAUCACCAUCAUCUCGUAAUGAUUUAACAUCUCAUUAUCCAUUAAUAUUUCCUGAAGAUGCUGAUAUUCGUAUACCACCAGAACCCGCAAAAAAUUGUUCAGCUAAAUUAGAGAAAAAAUUUGAAGAAUAUUAUAAACGAUUUAAAAAAACCGGUGUUGAUCAAAAUGUAGCUAUACAAGAAUUAAAAGAUUUUCGAAAUCCAUGUAUGUAUGAAAAAAUAAUUUCUCAUUUGGAGAUUGAUGAAAUUGGAACAAAUUUUCCACAAGAACUAUAUGAUCCACAUUGGUGGGGUAAAGAAUCAUAUUAUGAAGAAUUAGGUAUGCAUGUUGUUAUUUAUUUUAAGAUAAAUUUAAUUGAUAAGAAGGUUUUUUUAGGUAAAGCACAAAAAAUUGAAAUGGAUCGUAGAGAAAAAGAACGACGAGAACGUCCAAAAAUUGGAUUUACUCCAGGUGUUAAAAAAGUUGAUCAACUUGGUGUUGGUUCAUCGAAUAAUUCUGAUAUAAGUGGUGAAAAACGUAAAACUCGUUUUGAUCAAUGA
Adineta steineri is the source of this 1041-nucleotide messenger RNA. The record is from the annotation of a GenBank genome assembly. NCBI's taxonomy places the organism in Eukaryota, Metazoa, Rotifera, Eurotatoria, Adinetida, Adinetidae.